AUGUCCUUCAACGCCCUCAUUCUUGGUGCAACAGGCCUGUGUGGCUCUGCGUUUCUCAAAUACGCUGUCGCGGAGCCUGCCUUUUCCUCCAUCACCACUGUGACCAGACAUGAAUUGCAAGAGUUCAAAACAGAAAAGGUGAAAAGUAUCGUGGUUAAAGACUCUGCAACAUGGGCUGAACAGCUUCCUGAGAACGCAAAUAUCAUGUUUUCCGGUCUUGCCACCACCAGAGGCGAAGCCGGCAGCAAGGAAAACUUCUACAAGCUGGACCACAAUUUGAACCUCGAGUUGGCCAAGAAAGCCAAAAGCCAAGGGUGCAAGACAUACGUGCUAGUCAGCUCGGUUGGUGCGGACGUCAAUUCGCGUUUUUUCUAUCUGAAGACGAAGGGAGAGAUCGAAAACGACAUCAUAGCGCUCGACUUCGACAAAACCAUCAUUCUACGUCCUGGACCUUUGUUGGGGCAAAGACACAAGGGCAAGGGUUUUUUCAACGCAGCUGUUGCCAAAAUCGGAGCUGCUUUCUACGAUACCAGCUUGCAAGGUUUGUUAAGCACUCCCGUGUAUGGUGAUGAGGUCGGCAAAGUCGGUGUCGCUCUGGCACUGGACUCUUCGCGCACAGACAAAGUUCAGGUGGUGGAAAGCAGCGAGAUUUUGAAGCUGGCAAAGGGUUUGAAAUGA
Messenger RNA from Lachancea sp. 'fantastica', 678 nucleotides. The record is from the annotation of a GenBank genome assembly. NCBI's taxonomy places the organism in Eukaryota, Fungi, Ascomycota, Saccharomycetes, Saccharomycetales, Saccharomycetaceae.